This is a messenger RNA of Peronospora belbahrii, 2085 nucleotides long. The record is from the annotation of a GenBank genome assembly. NCBI's taxonomy places the organism in Eukaryota, Oomycota, Peronosporomycetes, Peronosporales, Peronosporaceae.
AUGCAUAUGACAGCAAUUGAUUUUAUUCUCCAGCCUUUUCCAAUGGAAAAGUGUUAUAUCUCAAGAGGGUCAAGACAGGAAGUUAUGGUACAAGUAAAAGCAGAUGAAAUGAUGAUGAUGAUGACAAACAACGAGAAGACAGGAGAACUACAAUAUCUUGUGUGGAAAUUUGAGCUGGAAGAGUAUGAUAUUGACUUUAGUGUCAUGUUUAUACCUGAGCUACCGGAGAUGGAGGAGAAGGAGAGGAAGGAGGAGGAGCCAUUUGUUGAUAUUGUACAUGCUCGGACAAGAUAUGUAUCUACAACGACAGGACAAGCUAUUGAAGGCGUGUAUCAAUGUAUACAACCAGGAAAAGCAAGACUUGUGUGGGAUAACUCGUACUCGAGACUACGAGGGAAGAAUGUUUUGUACCAGAUACAAGUAGUAUCAAGCAAGAUUAUGGAGUCUGCUACUGCUGCAGCGGAUGCGUUGGAUGAAGCUCUUCGGGCGGAAAAAGCACGUGACGAAGAACGGAAUGUAGCUUUGUCCACAGCGCUUGUUGUAAGUCCUGCAAAAUUAGAUGCAAAUGAAUGUUCUGCAUACUCGGCGUAUAUUCCCGAGGCUAUCGCUCAGCAGAGCUGGUUGCUGAGUGCGCCCAUGAAUGUGGCUGGACACUUGGUAUCAAAGCUUUUUGGAGCCCAGGAUACAACAGCGAUGGUACCGUUGUCAAGAACCCAACACAAUGCAGGGUCCGACAGCGAAGCACGGAGUUUGCUGGAAGAGCUGAAUGGACUCAACAUGCAGUUGAUGGAGCGAAUGGAAAGUCAUGAGGAUAAUGUUGCCAAGCUAACCGCAGAACGCGAUCAAGAACGAUCGAAGACACAAAUGGCGCUUGUGGAGAAAGAAAAUCUUGCAAACGAAGUCAAGGUGAAAGAGCAAGAAUUAGCUGCUGUUGCUGGUGAGCUUCAGAGGAUACAAAGAGAACGCGAAGCAUGGCGUGUGAUUCAAGCAGAACGAGAUGCUUUGCUUGAAGAAAAACAUCGUUGGGCAAUGACGGAUGACUUCAAUGGUAGUGAUGAAGAAGCUUCGAACGUGGCUACCGAUAUGGACUCAGCGACUCGUAUUCGUCUUGAGAAAGAACUUGGCAAGGCGGAAGCUGCAGUACUGCGGUGCCGCGCAGAGUUGGGAUACUCGUUGAACAAUCAUCUCACGGGAACUUCUACUCGAUUGGAAAAGAUUGCUAGAGAAAUGGCGACGACAAAGCAACAAUACGAGGAGCAAAUGCAAACGUGGGAAUGCGAUCGUUUGCAGCUGACGCAGCAUCUCGUGAAAGCUCGUGGCCAAAGGCGCGUCCUAAUAACGGAGGUACGUAAUAUGCGCACCCAGACUGAAGGACAGAUUGCAGUGGCCAUGGCGGAAGCGAGCGAGGCACGAAUGGUGAACAAAAGUUUGAAAAAGCAAAAUGAGCUAUUGCUGACACAGAUACGAGCGCUAAUUAACGAAGCUGCAGACAUGGAGAAAAAGUUUCAGGAUGUUCGAGAUGAACUAAUGCAGCAGCAGCAACAACGACAAGAUUCACAACUGGACGGGCAAGCAAGAUUGUCUGGAGUCAAUCAAACAGAAAAUGAAGUUGCAAUGCUAGACCUUUCAGUAAAGUGUGAGCAGCCAUCGUUCAAACCACAGCCAGAGAUUCAAUAUAUAGAUAGCCGUACAAGUCAAAGUGAUGACAGACAAGAGACGACAACAGAAGGACAAGUUGAUGCCUCACCUGUUCCAUACACACUGAACGAGGACGACAUUGCUAUCUUAAGUGGCCAUCGACGACAACCUUCUACAUCUUCAGGACCAGCAUAUGAUUCUUAUCAAACGCAAUACGAAGAUGUCCCGCCAAUACCUCCCUCGUCAUCCAAGUCCCCGAUCGAUCUUACAAAAAAUCCGUACCGUGCACGUCUAAUCACUUUUCUUACCGAAUGUGAUCCCGAAAAACUACCUGAAGUGGAUGAAAUGCUCACAAACUACAAAGGUGUCGAAGAGUCUCUUUUUAAAAGCUUAGAGCUGAAAUACAACUUCAUGGCACUCAAUCAACGCAUAGCACAAGUACUAUAA